CGCGCAUCUUGAAGGAGUUGGAACGGUUGUGUUUUUCGUCGAAUUUACCUGCUUCCCCCUGGAUCCGAUCAAAGCGGCAGGGCAAAGCAUGGUGGAAAAGCGGUGGCCAUCGUUAGAACCCCGGGCCCUAGCCUUAGGGACUAGAAGGUCGUCGCAAUCACCCCAUCUGCCGGACGAGCUCACUAGAGCCUCAAUUCUGAAUGUGAACUGAGUAGGGAUUCUGCUGGCCAAUUGCAACAACUUUUGGAAAAUUGCACCUCUAUGGAAAAAGCUCCAGAGUCCGAUGUACGCAUCGGUAAAAAUAUCUGUGAUUCAACCUAAGAGCUGUCAAACUGGCUUCAUAGAGUAUUUGAGCUUAGUUCACAAGGUUGCAGCACUCUGAUUUUAAACAUAAACCCACUUCUCCACCUUCCUUUGUUACAAAUGCCCUUCUGCCCUCACUAGCGCCUCAACUAUGGCGCCUUUUGCUGGCUCCUCUGGCAGCUCUGGUCAUGCUGCUCUCCUUUUGGCCUUCCUCGCUGGUGCUGCCACCGCCGCACUCUUGAUUGGGCGGCAGGCCCUGUUUGGGCGCAGGCAGCGCCAACGCGUCAUUGGCAUCAUCCCUGCUCGCUACGCAUCCAGCCGGUUUCCAGGGAAACCACUGGUGCAGAUAUUGGGGAAGUCCAUGAUCCAGCGAACGUAUGAGCAGGCCAAGAAGGCCACCUUGCUUGAUAGAGUUGUGGUGGCCACUGACGACGACAGCAUCCGGCAGGAGUGCGAGCGCUUUGGCGCGGAGGUCAUCAUGACCUCAGCGGCCUGCCCCAAUGGGACUGUGCGGUGCCAUGAGGCGCUGCAGCGAUGUGGGGGCCAGUACGACCUGGUUGUGAAUCUGCAGGGGGACGAGCCGCUCGUGGACCCCGUCAUCAUUGACGGUAUUGUGGCAGCCCUGCAGGCGGCCCCAGAUGCGGUGCUGAGUACUGCGGUGACGGCCCUUCCUUCGGACGAUGUGCAGAACCGCAACCGGGUCAAGUGCGUCGUGGACCGCAACAGCUAUGCGCUCUUUUUUUCACGGGGAAUGCUGCCCCACAACAAGUCUGGCGCCGUGGAUCCCACGUACCCUUACCUCCUACACCUGGGGUUCUAUUGCUUUGACGCGGCGUUCCUGGGGACAUACUGCGCACUGCCGGACAGCGCGCUGCAACUAGCGGAGGACCUAGAGCAGCUCAAGGUGCUCGAAAACGGCCACCGCAUCAAGGUGAUUGCGGUGGAGCACGACGCGCACGGGGUGGACUGCCCGGAGGACGUGCCUAAGAUCGAGGAGCUGAUGCGCAAAAAAGGCAUCGCAUAGACGCACCCGGGAAAAGAACUGGGGCCGCCGCUCAGGACCAUGGGGAGUGGUUCAGGCGGGGGUUCAGGGCGCCGCUUCUGGCACGCACACAGCCACAUCCGCAAAGGAUGCCACACUGGUCGCACGAAGAUAUUGACAGUCUGGUCAGAGUAAAGGUGCUCGAGGACUUCGGCGAUCCGGGCUGAGGACACUAUUGAAGUGAUGACUUGGCGAGGCUUUUCAUCUAGAAGCCUGGUAUGGGCCAACGGUCCGACCAAGCAGGAUCGAGACGUCCCCCGAAACCUUAAAAUCUGCCACGUCAUCCUGCUUCAGUGUUCCCCAGUCCCGGUCUCGACAUCACCCUGCUCAGUGUGCAACAAGAGCCUGUUCUCGACCACGCGUUUCUCUUCAGGAUACGGAUCCGACAGUCUCAGUCGCUAAGCAGUGUGAGCGUCAGGCAUCUUACAUUGCAGACCAGCUAAUCUCGUCUUAAACCCCAACCGGGUUACAUCGCAGACCAGCUAAUCUCGUCUUA
This is a messenger RNA of Klebsormidium nitens, 1841 nucleotides long. Lineage: Eukaryota; Viridiplantae; Streptophyta; Klebsormidiophyceae; Klebsormidiales; Klebsormidiaceae. The record is from the annotation of a GenBank genome assembly.